CUUAGUUUUUAACGGGAGAUUUCAAUUUUCCACGUUCUUUUCUUUCUUUCUGUGUUGAAAAUGACCAUCACAAAUUUCUCAAUUGAAUAUGAUGCCAUCAACAGCAAAAACUCGUUCACAAAUGGAGAUGCCAUCAACGGAAGAAUCAUCGUAGAGGUUUCUAAAGAAACUACAAUCCAAGCGCUUGUUUUCAUAGCUAAAGGAAAAGCUCGGGUUUGCUGGCAUGAACACUAUGGGCAAAAUCGUCAUCACGUUUACUGGGCAGAUGAGAAAUAUUACGAGGUCAAGCAGCACAUCUUGAGAGAAUCAAGACAAGAUGGUACUGAAGUCAUCGGACAAGGAAGACAUGUGUUUCCUUUUACCUUCACUAUUCCUGACAGGAAAAUCCCAUCAAGUUUUAAACACAACAUUGGCAAAAUUGUCCAUAAGGUGAGGGCAGAGCUUAAACAGUCAAUGAGGCUAACAAAAAGAGCCAAAGCCUACUUCACAUUUGUGUCCAAAGCAGACAUGGAUAUCCCCGGACUUAUGGACCCUCAAUAUGGCUGCAAGGACAAAAGCGUCAGAGCUUUUGGCUCUGGAAACGUCUCACUGGAUGUCCAUACAAAGCGGAUGGGAUACAGACAAGGUGACCCUAUCGAAGUCACACUUGAAAUCACCAAUAACUCCAGUCGUGCAGUGAAGCCCAAAUUCAUACUGUACGAGAAGAUGAGCUUCUUUGCCCAGGGUCGAAGGAGAGUAAACACGCAUGAGAUCUUGAAGGAGAAGGCUAAGGCUGUUGAGGCUUCCUCUGGCAAAAAAACUGUGACCAAGAUGAUCACCAUCCCCAAAGAACUGCUUCCCUCCAUCCUGAACUGUGCCAUCAUCAAGCUAGAAUACAGGCUGAAGAUCCAGCUGGAUAUCAAAUAUGCUACAGACCCAGAGGUCAAAAUCCCUAUAGUGGUCCUACCUGAGUUUUCAGAUGUAAAGCAACCACCUGCUGCCACUUCUUCUUUUGGAUUUGAAGCUUUUGGGAACCCAAAGCAACCACUGAGCACCACGCCCCAAUAUGCACUACCUCAAGCUAUGUGGAACACCGCACCCCAACCUGGAGUACCCUCACCUAUGGAUCCCCCUCCUCCCUAUGGAGCGUAUGCAGGCUACCCCUCCUUCCCUUCUGACACGUAUAGAAAUGCUCUGUAAAUACCUGCCUUAAAAGAAUAUACCAUCAUUAUAAUGUUGCAUGUCUAUAACUCUGUCAGACUCAAGGUGGUCAGUUUUUUACAGCUUCUCAAUCAGAACCAGAGGGAUCAUCCUUUUUACUCCACAAACUCCUCCUCUUUGCUUAAGCCUACAUUAUCCACAGUGCAAUACAGUAAUCAAAAGCAUGUUUCGAGACUCAUGUGUGCAAUUUUGUGGCCAAUAAAUCUUCGAGCUGCUGGCCACCUUCCCUUUGUUACUCCACACCCCCAGAUCAAGAGGACUUAACUUGGCAGUUAUCAGAUGUCCUGCAGCUCCCUCUGGAGCCACAAAGAGGUUUAUACAGCUUUUAUUCCAUAUAUGAAGCAGUGCUGCCCAGUAACUGUUCACUAUAAUGUGUAAAAUCAGUAAUUCUUUUCUUCUUUCUUAUUUCAGUUCACAAUAUUGCAUGAAUCUUAUGUCCUUGAAAAAUUAUACAUAAAGUGUUUUGUACUUGGUUUAUGUAUCAGAUGAUUAAUCGUCUUUUAGUUACACUAAUUGUUCAUGUUUAGAUUGUUGCUUCGGAAAUUGCUUGUUGACCA
Messenger RNA from Acanthochromis polyacanthus (spiny chromis), 1757 nucleotides. RefSeq names its product arrestin domain-containing protein 3-like. Gene Ontology annotation, biological process: protein transport. Gene Ontology annotation, cellular component: plasma membrane; cytoplasm. The record is from RefSeq and is a predicted model, not a curated record. The coding region runs from base 61 to 1179 and encodes 372 amino acids. The transcript is spliced from 6 exons. NCBI's taxonomy places the organism in Eukaryota, Metazoa, Chordata, Actinopteri, Pomacentridae.